GGCUGCCGCUGGUAGGUCUGGAAAAUGCCCAACGCAGAGACAGGCCAUGAAGGCCCAGAGGUACCAUAUGCUCCCAGUGAAGUCAUGGAGAUGCCGCAGAUCAGCAAGAAAGAUCUGGAUGCUCCUCACACCAACAGUGAUGACCAGGAAGAAGCUAACAUGCCCAACAGAGAACAAGAGAUGCCUAACAAAGCCUUGGAGAUGCCUCCAACAGCCAAAGAAGGUAUGAAUGUUCCUCACAUUAACAACAAAGAUUCGGACAUGUCUCAGCCGCCAUAUGAAGGUGCAUUGCCCUAUCUACCUGCUCAAGUUAUGAAUCCGGAGAGUUCAGAGGCCCAGAUGGACUUAAGCCUUCAGAAUCAGACGACGGCCUCCCCAUCGGGACAUUCCGAGGUCUGGAAGAAGGGAGGCCGUCUGCUGUCGGCACUUAUGGCCAUUAACAUUGCUCUGUUUGGCAGUGUGCUUGUGAGCAGCGGGUCCCUGGAACACGUGGUUGUGCAGGAUAAGGAGGUGCUGGCGUUCCUUGUUGUGCUGAUGCUGCUUUCUGUUUUCUGGAUGAUUUUCCAGUUCUACUUCUCCUGCCAAAAAAACGCUGUUCUGUACAAGGAUUCCCACGCGGGGCCAGUGUGGCUCAGAGGGGGCCUGGUGUUCUUCGGUAUCUGCAGUCUGGUGAUGGAUGUGUUUAAGAUUGGCUAUUACAUCAGUUACAUUGAUUGUGAGUCUCCAAUCAAACUCAUUCACCCCAUGGUACAGAGUGCGUUCAUCAUCAUGCAGACGUAUUUCCUAUGGGUCUCCAGCAAACACUGCGUGCAGAUCCACACAAAUAUCUCCAGGUAUGGCCUGAUGCUCAUACUCAUCACCAACCUCAGCAUCUGGAUGGCGGCCGUAACAGAUGAGUCUGUCCACCAAACCAGAGACCUCGAGGACGACCAUAAAAUUGUCCACAGCAGCCCAGCUGGGUCCCAUGAUCACAAAGAAGUCGGAGGAGCGCACGAACACACCUGCCAGUGCAGCAACCACCUGUGCCACAUCUUCCAGACGGGGUACUACUACCUCUACCCAUUCAACAUUGAGUACAGCCUGUUCGCCUCGGCUAUGACAUACGUCAUGUGGAAGAACGUCGGCCGUGAAAUGGACGACCAAGUGGCCCAUCACAGUCGCCUCAGUCUUUGCUUCUAUUUUAAGAACAUGUUUGCUGGGUUCCUAAUUGGCGGGGCCGUCUUGCUGUGCGGCGUUGUGGUCCUUGUCAUCUACAAGGUCAAGAUCAACUUGCCGGAUAAGCUGUACAGGGCGCACAUCCUCUUCUAUUCAUUUAAUAUAUUGGCUCUGGCGCUCAUGUCGUUGGGUUCCCUGGCUGGAUCCAUUAUAUACCGGUUUGACAAGAGACACAUGGACGCUCAUAAGAAUCCCACUCGGACUCUGGAUGUUACCUUGCUCCUAGGAGCAGCCUUGGGUCAGUACUGCAUCUCUUACUAUUCCAUUGUCGCUAUGGUGGCCACUUCUCCUGGGGAACUGAUCAAUGCCCUAAAUUUGGUCUACUCCAUACUCAUGAUCGUGCAACUUACUCUUCAGAAUACCUUCAUCAUAGAAGGCCUUCACCGAGAACCCUUCCAAGAUGCUGCCCCACAGCCAGAGAAGGGGCUUAUUUUUGCCAAUGAGGCCGUGGCUCCUUCCCUGGCUCAUAAUGAAACCCCAGGAUUCUCAGCACCAGCUCCUGAAUUCCCGGCCAAGCCCAAACAGAGUAUAACCGAACCCCCGUGGAAUCUGAAGCGCAGGAUGGUUCAGGAGAUCUCGCUCUUUCUGCUGCUUUGUAACAUCAUUCUUUGGCUAAUGCCAGCGUUUGGUGCCCGCCCUCAGCUGAAGAAUAACCUGGAACGGAACUUCUACGGACUGUAUGUGUGGACUAUAAUCACCAACAUCUGCCUGCCCUUUGGCAUCUUCUACCGUAUGCACGCGGCUGCCAGCCUCCUGGAAGUGUUCCGAAUGUCGUAGGCUGGACAGUCGUCUGCCGUUGGGUUGCAGGGGGCGGAGCCAAGGAGGAGGCGGAGGAAGGAAAGCUGAAGGAUAACCUCAGGGAUCAUCCUGGAUUCUGUGCCUUACCAAGCGUCUAUGGGGAGGGUUUUUAUCAUGUGUCCCCCCUGGGAUGUCAGCUGAGCCACUGUCUUGGACCCUCAAUUCAGAUAAUCAAUGAAAGAAUAAAACCACUUUAUUAGGAUAAGAACAUUGGGCAGAAAAUCAAUGAGCCCCAGAUACCCCCAGAGUCGUACCUAGAACUCCCGGGGCACCUAAUCCACACAGACUGUAUGUAAGAUGGGAUCUGCCCAGUUUAGUUUCCCUUUAUCCAAGUGGUACCUCUUCUCUACUAAUGGGCCUUAUGGGGUAGAGACCCUUCUGCCCAUCUAUAAAGCAUAUUAAUGGUAAAGGCCUGAUAUUUCUGAGAGUUCCGUUACUGGUCAGAUCCAGCCCCAUGAUAUGGAUUAAGGAGACAUUUUCUACAUGUUGCGUAGGUUCUUGUGUAGGUUCCAUUUUGUAUUCAUGCGAGAGAUGUAGCUGUUUGUGUACAAAUGUAUGGAAAGGAGAUUUUGCUAUAUUCAGUAAUUAAACUAAUAUUAUAUUGUC
Molecule: messenger RNA, 2619 nt
Organism: Xenopus tropicalis (tropical clawed frog)
Lineage: Eukaryota; Metazoa; Chordata; Amphibia; Anura; Pipidae
Product: proton channel OTOP2
Exons: 6
Coding region: 25-1992 (655 amino acids)
Biological process (GO): proton transmembrane transport
Cellular component (GO): membrane; plasma membrane
Molecular function (GO): proton channel activity
Source: RefSeq, a predicted model, not a curated record